ACGCCUGGUCAAUCCUCACAACAGCCACAGCCUUGCCAAUCCUUACUGGAGCCCCGGUUUUGCCCAUUCCAAAAGAAUACCCUGCCUUGCCAACCACAACAGCCCCAGCCUGGUCAAUCCUUACAGGAACCCCAGCCUGUCCAAUCCACACAGCAGCCACAGCCUGGUCAAUCCUCACAAGAGCCAGAGCCUGGUCAAUCCUCACAGCAGCCCCAGCCUGGUCAAUCCUCACAGCAGCCUCAGCCUGGUCAAUCCUCACAACAGCCCCAGCCUGGUCAAUCCUCACAACAGCCACAGCAUGGCUCGUCCUCACAGCAGCCCCAGCGUGGUCAAUCCUCAAAACAGCCAACACCUGGUCAAUCCUCACACUCCACCAUUUUUCAUCUGAUUUCAAUUCCGCUUGCUUUAUGUGAUAGCACUAGGUGAUGGCUACAAUACUUCUUCACAGAAUUUUGACCUUUGACCUUGAUUUUUUACCUAUAUUGUUAAUUGGCUACAAAAUGCUACUCCUUCGCCUUUUUCAUCCGAUUUCGAUUCCGUUUCCUUUAUGUGAUAGCACUAGGUGAGGACUACAAAACUUGUUCACAGAAUUUUGACUUUUGACCCCUUUGACCUAUAUUGUACAUUGGCUACAAAAUGCUACUCCUUCGCCCUUUUUUACCCGAUUUCGAUUCCGUUUGCCUUAUGUGAUACCACUGAUCGUGAUAUAAUGGGAAUCUUACAUUAUAGGC
Messenger RNA from Lytechinus variegatus (green sea urchin), 731 nucleotides. Its product is annotated as MARCO-like protein. The transcript has a single exon. The record is from RefSeq and is a predicted model, not a curated record. NCBI's taxonomy places the organism in Eukaryota, Metazoa, Echinodermata, Echinoidea, Temnopleuroida, Toxopneustidae. The annotation marks the transcript as partial.